Molecule: messenger RNA, 2883 nt
Organism: Striga hermonthica
Lineage: Eukaryota; Viridiplantae; Streptophyta; Magnoliopsida; Lamiales; Orobanchaceae
Source: the annotation of a GenBank genome assembly
AUGAGUAAUCUCAAGCUAGUAGUCGAGGUCGUGCGGGCCCACAACCUAAUCCCCAAAAACGGCCACGGCUCGUCAAACCCGUAUGUCGAGCUGGAGCUCGACGGCCAGAAAUUCCGUACAACCGUCAAGGAAAAAGACCUCGACCCGUAUUGGAACGAGUCGUUCGUUUUCAACAUAUCUGACCCGACCCACCUGCACGGCCUCACGCUCGAGGCCCACGUGUACAACACCAAUAAGCCCGGAAGUUCUAAAUCCUCACUCGGAAAGAUCCGGAUUUCCGGCUCGUCGUUUGUUCCCUAUGCCGAUGCCGUCGUUUUCAACUAUCCUCUUGAAAGAGGUAGCAUGUUUUCGCGCUCGACGGGUGAGCUCGGUUUAAAAGUUUACUUAACCGAUGACCCGUCCAUCAGGCCUUCCGUGCCGGUUCUCGAGACGAGCCUUCCGGACGAGUCGCCUCCUCGGAAACCGGGGAAUCGAGUGCCGAAUGGAAAAAAGGGGUCAAGACGCACGUUUUUUAAUCUCUCCGCCUCGAGUAACCAGCAAAAACCGGUUGUAUAUGGGGGGGAUAGUAAUCGUGUGAGGCCUGAACCAGUAACCGGGCCUGUGUAUGCGGGCCCGUUCGUACAUCCUGGUGUGGAUUUCACACUAAAGGAGACGAGCCCGGUUCUUGGAGCGGGCCGGGUCAUGUACGACCUGGUCGAGCCCAUGCAGUUCCUUUUCGUGAGGGUCGUGCGGGCCAGCGGACUCCCCCGAGAGCCCGACCCGUACGUGGAGGUCCGGCUCGGGAACUACCGAGGAAUCACGAGGCACUUUGAAAAGACCGAUUCUCCCGAGUGGAACACGGUUUUCGCGUUUUCCAAGGAUAGAAUCCAAUCGUCAGUUCUUGAAAUCAUCGUCAACGACAAGAACAUGGUUAAGGACAAUUUUGUCGGUGCCGUUCGGGUCGAGCUCAAUGAAGUCCCCACACGGGUCCCACCUGAAAGCCCCUUGGCCCCACAAUGGUAUCGUCUCGAGGACAAAAAGGGGAAAAAAAAGGAUAAUAAAGGCGAGUUGAUGUUGGCGGUUUGGGUCGGGACUCAGGCAGACGAGGCAUUUCCCGAGGCAUGGCAUUCGGACAGCUCGUAUUCGUCUUCGUCGGCACACACGCGCUCCAAGGUGUACCACUCGCCUCGUUUGUGGUACGUUCGGGUGAACGUGAUCGAGGCUCAAGAUUUAGUCUCGGUUAAUGAGAGGAAUCAUCUCCCGAGCAUGCACGUGAAGGCUCGAAUCGGGAACCAAAUCGCGAAAACGAGGCUCGUUUCGUCUCGGAGUGGAAACGCCACUUGGAACGAGGAUUUGAUGUUUGUUGCGGCCGAGCCGUUAGACGACCAAAUCGUGCUCAUGGUGGAGGACCGCGUGGGCCCGAAUAAAGACGAGGUUCUUGGUAAGGUUUCUAUCCCGUUGUCCACGGUCGAGAGGCGCGCGGAUGAUCGAGCCGUGAACUCUCGAUGGUUUAAUUUGCGAAAAACGAGUGAUGAUGAUGAUAUUGAGGUUGAGUCGAAGAAAGAUGUAAAGUUUGCUAGUCGGGUUCAUAUCCGGGUUUGCCUUGACGGUGGGUAUCACGUCUUGGACGAGCCCACGCACUACAGUAGCGACCUUCGCCCGACCGCCAAACAGCUCUGGAAGCCUCCAGUCGGGUUUCUCGAGCUCGGGAUUCUAAAUGCUGAUGCCCUUACGCCCAUGAAGACCCGAGACGGUCGUGCCACGUCAGACACUUUCUGCGUCGCAAAAUACGGGACGAAAUGGGUUCGGACGAGAACAAUCACCGACAGUUUGAAUCCGAAGUACAACGAGCAAUACUCGUGGGAGGUUUACGACCCGGCCACCGUCUUAACUGUCGGAGUUUUUGACAACUGUCGCGAUAGUGAUGCUCGGAUCGGGAAAGUUCGGAUCCGAAUCUCGACUCUGGAAUCGGGUCGGGUCUACACGCACUCGUAUCCGCUUCUAGUGCUUCAUCCCUCGGGAGUGAAGAAAACGGGCGAGCUCCACCUGGCGAUCAGAUUCUCUUGCACGUCCGUUUCGAGCAUUAUGUGUCUCUACUCGAGGCCUCUCCUCCCGAAAAUGCACUACAAAAUGCCUCUAAACAUGGCACAGCUCGAUAACCUACGUCGCCAGGCUGUCGCUAUAGUUGGGGCCCGUUUGGGUCGGGCCGAGCCUCCUCUUAGGAAGGAAAUCGUCGAGUAUAUGAUCGAUGCCGAUUCACAUUUAUGGAGUAUGAGGCGUAGCAAGGCAAAUUUUUUCCGGCUGAUAUCCGUUUUCAACGGGCUUUUCACGUUCGGAAAAUGGUUUGCCGACGUGUGUAUGUGGAAAAACCCGGUUACGACUAUCUUGGUUCACGUGCUGUUUGUCAUGCUCGUUUGCUUUCCCGAGCUGAUUCUCCCCACUAUUUUCCUCUACAUGUUUUUGAUUGGGCUGUGGAACUAUCGGAACCGACCGAAUUAUCCUCCGCACAUGGACGCGCGCUUGUCGUGCGCGGACCACGCGCACCCGGACGAGCUCGACGAGGAGUUCGACCAUUUUCCAAGCGCGCGGGCCCACGAGCUCGUCCGGAUGAGGUACGAUCGGCUGAGGAGCGUGGCCGGCCGGGUGCAGACGGUGGUGGGUGACUUGGCGGCACAGGGGGAGAGAGUCCAGGCUGUGCUGAGCUGGCGGGACACUCGGGCAACCGUUAUAUUCAUGGUGUUCUGUGUUGUGACAGCUGGCUUGUUGUAUGCCGUGCCCUUCCAGCUGGCGGUUGUUUUAUCGGGAAUGUAUGUGAUGAGGCACCCGAGGUUUCGGGGGAGGCUGCCGCCGGCAGCAGCGAACUUUUUCCGGCGGCUUCCGGCGAGGACCGACAGCAUGUUGUGA